Prunus armeniaca (apricot) is the source of this 879-nucleotide messenger RNA. Lineage: Eukaryota; Viridiplantae; Streptophyta; Magnoliopsida; Rosales; Rosaceae. The record is from the annotation of a GenBank genome assembly.
AUGCAGAUGGAUCUAUUGAGCGAUACAAGGAAAGACUUGUGGCAAAAGGGUACACACAGACCUAUGUUUGAUGUAAAGAAUGGUUUUCUACAUGGCGAACUCACGGAGGAGGUGUACAUGGACAUUCCUCCUAGAUAUAAUACUACUCAGACUGGAACAGUUUGCAAGUUACGAAAAGCAUUGUAUGGAUUGAAACAGUCACCACGAGCAUGGUUUGGACGGUUCACCAUGGUAAUGAAGAACAAUGGUUUCAAACAGUGCAACUCAUAUCAUACUAUGUUCUUGAAACAUCGGAAAGAGAAGGUAACAACAUUAAUAAUCUAUGUUGAUGAUAUGAUUAUUACUGGGAAUGAUAAACAUGAAAUAUCACAACUACAAGACUAUUUGACUACUGAGUUUGAGAUGAAGGAUCUAGGUGGACUCAAGUAUUUCUUGGGAAUUGAGAUUGCAAACCUGCGGACACUCCUAUUGUUCAGAAUCAUCAUCUUGGAGAAUAUCCGGAUCAAGUUCCAACUAAUUAAGAAAGAUACCAAAGAUGCAGAUUGGGCAGGUAAUGUAACAGAUAGAAAAUCCACAUCGAGUUACUUCACAUUCGUGGGAGGUAAUUUGGUGACAUGGAGAAGCAAGAAACAGAAUGUAGUAGCUUUAUCCAGUGCAGAAACCGAGUUCAGAGACAUGACUAAAGGGAUUUGUGAACUUAUUUGGUUAAGAAAGUUGCUUACUGAACUUGGGUAUAAACCUACAUCCACAAUGAAUCUCUUUUGUGACAACAAGGCUGCUAUAGCCAUUGCACAGAAUCCAGUUCAACAUGAUCAUACUAAACAUGUUGAGAUGGAUCGACACUUCAUCAAACAGAAGCUUGAGGCUAAAGUGUUUUAG